This is a messenger RNA of Magnusiomyces paraingens, 1599 nucleotides long. RefSeq lists its product as uncharacterized. Gene Ontology annotation, molecular function: nucleic acid binding; zinc ion binding. Lineage: Eukaryota; Fungi; Ascomycota; Dipodascomycetes; Dipodascales; Dipodascaceae. Bases 1 to 1599 code for a protein of 532 amino acids. The record is from RefSeq and is a predicted model, not a curated record. The transcript has 3 exons.
AUGCCUGCACAAUCAUCAUCUGAACAAAAGGUGGUCUCAUCUAAACAGUGCUAUCGAUGCCUAAAAAUGGGUCAUUUCCAAGCUGAUUGUCCCGCACAAACCCUUUGCUAUACUUGUGGCCACGCCGGCCAUAUCGCAGCCCAAUGCACUGCUCCAAUUAGAACAACUCCAUACCAACCAUUUAGACCAUAUCUUGGAGCUCCUUCUUCUUCUUCUUCUUCUUCUUCUUCUUCUUCAGCAUCUCCAGCAUCUCCAGCACCAUUCAUUCCAUCCUCUUCACCAUCAUCAUCAUCUUCAUCUUCUUCAUCAUCAUCAUCUUCAUCCUCAUCAUCAUCAUCUUCUACUCUGGCUGAACCUGUAUCAGCCCUUACAUCACCAUCAGUAUCAUCAGCAGCUCUUUAUGAUCCAUCCAUAUCACAACACCUUCCUCCAUCCCAACAGCAGCUGCUACAACAACAACAACAACAACAAGGCUCUUAUGCUCCAGCUUACUUUAAUCCAUACGGAUUCUCGUACCCACAAUAUAUGCUACCCCGUCAAACUCAACAAUACUCUUCUCCUUUGUUUGUUCCAGGAGACCCUUCUUACUAUGCACCAUUUCCUUACUUGGCGGCAACCACCCCACCUGAACAUAUUUUUUUCCAACAAGGCGACGAGGUUCAAGAAGAAGAAGAAGAAGAAGAAAAAGAAGAUGAUGAUGAAGAUAAAGAUAAAGAAGAAGAUAAAGGAGAAGAAAUAGCAUCGGAAUUGACAUCCCCAAGUACUCCUACUGCAACAACUCCAAGACCCUCCACUCAAGUAUCUGCAGAUGAACCUCUUGGACUGGAUUCUAACCAAGAACUGGCUGACCCUGAUAAGGACCCUUCAGCCAGCCGUCUAUCACCGUCCUCCACCACCUUUCCUGAUAAGCAAUCACUACCACCACCAUCCACCAAACGCAUUGUUGUCGUUGAAUCUGCCCGUCGUCCCCGUCCUCCAGAUGGCGGAACUUCACCUCCUCCAGCUAGUACCGCCGGGUAUUAUCCUUCAUUACCCAAUGCAUAUGGCCCAUACUAUUACUAUUAUCCUGGUGGUGGUAAUAGUGGUAGUGGUGGUGGCACAGGCGGUACAGGUGGCACAGGUGGCCUUCCUUUCUUUAACCCUCCUCAUGGAUACAUUCCUCAACCCACGCCAUCAACAUCAUCCUCCCGUACCGGGUCACUUGCCGGGUCUCCUGUCCCAACUUCUGCUUCACUCCUAGGCCGUGGACGUCCUUCCGAAAAUGUCCCGCGUAAAUGUUUUUCUUGUGGCGAACCUGGCCAUACGAACCGAACAUGUCCAACAGUCCCCUAUGUUCCAGGGAACCACCACUACCAGAACUUUAAGCAGCCUUACCGGUGCACUUAUUGUAAUCGUCAGGGCCAUUUGUACCGAUUCUGUUACGAAAGAGCAAAAGAUCAUGCUAAUGGCGGGUACGCACAUGCUCCGCUCAUGGACUAUUACCCGCCGCAACUACAAGCUUCAACCACUCCUCUGGGCCCGGCUGGGUACGCAGUGCCCAGCUUAACACCCGUGACCAGUGAUAAUGAUGAAUCGGCGGGACUUGAAAAGAAGGCGUAG